CGAUUCAUGACCUUGAGAUUGUAGACGCAUUCAAAAGUGACACAUGUCUUCGUGAGCUCGAGGGGAGAAGAAAAAGAAUCAGCUUCAUUUAUAAAACGUUUUGCGUAAUUCUGCGUAUUCCUUAAAUGAUAUGACGUCAAAAAUGGAUGAAGCCAAUGCAGGACUUAUAAAUGCACCUCCCCAUUCACGAACUAAAACACGUCCACCAGGGAAAUGCACUUUGGCAAGAAGAAGUUUAAAGCAUAUGUUUAAUAUGCGAAAAUAUUAUUUAUCAGUGAUUGGAUUAACUGGUUUCGAAGCUUUAUUAGUAUUAUGCAGAGUUAUACUGGAAACAGAAUCAUUACGAUUACCUCCAGGAAAUACUCAACGAAUUAUUUUCGAAGGACAAUUAGCUUUAGAAGGUUUUAGUAUAUUUAUAUUGACAUUAUUUGUCAUUGAGGUACCAUUCAAAAUAUGGGCUAUGGGAAUACGUCAAUGGGGUCGUCAAUUAUUAUUCAUUAUUGAUGGAAUUGUUUGUAUUGUCUGUUUUGCAUUGAAUGUCUACAAUAUUUAUCGACAUGUAAUUAAUCCAGCACGAAUGAUAAAUGAUUCAAUAAAAGUUAUAGAAUUAUGCAAUUAUACACAUAUAACUUCACAAGCUGAUACAGCGUCUACAUUUGCUGAGAUAGCUGGUCUCAUUAUUAUCUACAGAUUAUGGUAUAUCAAACAAUAUAUAAAAAAGACAUUACUGGUGAAAAAUAAACAAUCCCUUCGACAAAUCCAAGAUCUCCAACAAGUCUGUGAAGAAGGUGAAUAUCGUAUUGGUCAGUUGGAGAGUCUACUUCAAGAGCAAGCUAAUCGUAAGGACUAUCGUCGAAACAUAUCAAAUAUGAUAUCUGAUAAAAAUAAACCUGGACAACCACAGCUUCCAUCACAUUCACGACCGAAUUCAAAAGUCACAUAUUCAAGUCGUCAAAGUCAUCAAAAUAUAUCGGAUUCUGAACGUUAAUUUGCUCACUGUUGUAAUAUAUAUAUAUAUUAUUGUGGUGAUAAAUGCUUUUCAAAACAACUAUAUUACUAACUGUGUACAUUUUACUAAUAUGAUACAUGUACUACUUAAGUAGUAUAAACAGACUUUAUUAGGUACUAUUUUUAAUUGAAACCGAGUUUACAAAAGUUGUAAUGGAAGUGAAAUUAUACUGAACUCAGGCUAUAUACUGUGUUUGCAUUGCGCUAGCUUUAUUUAUUUAUUUAUAUCUUGUUUUAUAAAAUAAAAUUAGAAAAAAAGUGUCAACUUUUCAUAA
Molecule: messenger RNA, 1283 nt
Organism: Heterobilharzia americana
Lineage: Eukaryota; Metazoa; Platyhelminthes; Trematoda; Strigeidida; Schistosomatidae
Source: the annotation of a GenBank genome assembly